Molecule: messenger RNA, 2680 nt
Organism: Ictalurus punctatus (channel catfish)
Lineage: Eukaryota; Metazoa; Chordata; Actinopteri; Siluriformes; Ictaluridae
Gene: cmtm3
Product: CKLF-like MARVEL transmembrane domain containing 3
Exons: 5
Coding region: 180-692 (170 amino acids)
Cellular component (GO): membrane
Source: RefSeq, a predicted model, not a curated record
AGUCGCUCUCUCUCUCUCUCGCUCUCUCUCUCUCUCUCUCAGUCGCUCGCUCGCUCGCUCGCUCUCGGUUCAUUUCCGUUUCCGUGCAGUUUUUCUCUGGAUGCAGUUUUCCUCUGUAAUAGAAGCUCAGAGUCAGUAAUCCUGUAUAAAGAGGUUAUAAGCGGUAAUUAAGGGUUAUAAUGGGGGAUAUCGAGUCUCCGGACAGGAGCGAGUCUCGCGCAGCCCAAGUGUUUUCUCUCCUGAUGAGUAAAGAACUGAUCGGAUCGAGAAAAGGACAACUUUUACUGGCAGAAGUGAUUUCAUCCUUCAUCAGUUUUGUGUGUUUUUGUGCUUCGACAGCAGCAGCGUUCAUCACCGCUCCUCUCCUCGCCUUCAUCUCCGCUCUGCUCAUCCUCUUCGCUCACGCCAUCAAAUUCAACCAAAGAUUUAAAGGCUUUCACUGGCCACUGAUGGAUUUUUUGCGCUGUAUCACCGCCUCCAUCGUCUUCUUCAUCAUCUCCAUCAUGGCCGUGUCCAGAUAUCCAGACGGGUCGUCUAAAGCUGCAGGAGUGUUCGGGUUUGUGGCCACCAUCGUGUUUGCGUUGGAUUUUUAUUUCAUCUUUAACGAGCUCGCUGACUUCCUGAAGGGCGGCGGCUCUAACGAGGAACCUCAGAACAAACAAGACGCUGACUCGGAUUUAGACUCGGAUUAAAGCUGGGAUUGGGACGUGACCGAGCCAGGAGAGGAGAGAGCUCCAGCGCCUGAAAGGAAAUAAAGCACACAUUGUGCAGGUUUACAUUCAGGCUCAGGAUUAUACACACACACACACACACGCACACGCACACACGCACACACACACACACGCACACACACACACACACGCACACACACAGUGCUGUGAGAGUUAAACCCAUCCUUGAGUACCUGAAAUUUAAACUACAACUUGAUCUGGGGACAUGUCUAUGUUUGUAUUAAAAAUACUGAGAUGUAUGAAUAUGUAUGAUAUGUAUGAAUAUGUACGAGUAUGCAAAUUAGGAAGCUCUCUAACAUCAUCUGAACUUGAUAACAUCAUAAUAAUUUUUGCAUUUUAAAAGCACCUGCACUAUCAUUAUCCUCUCGUCAUUUGCAGACUGGACUGUUAUAGGUUUACAACCUUUGUGACAUCACCAUAGCCCCGCCUCCUUUUUUUUUUCUUAAUCUGAGAACAUGAAGUGACAUUAUUGUUAGCGUAAAUGUGUUCAUGUUGCUGAGUUUGAGUGUGUUCAAGUGCGCACUUGAGUCACACACACUCCCGGGGAAGUCAAUAAGAUUCUUGUCCUGCAGUGACCAAAGCGUCAAAGACUGCGUGACCUUUUGGGGUGACUGUGACCUAAUGACCUUUGACCUUCUGUGUGAAGUGCCUUUUAUAAAGCUGUACGCUCCAGGCUUCUUUGGAUGUUAAUUAUAAUUCUAGUUUUCUAAAGAGGUUUUAUUCUUGUUAGGAAGCUAGGAGAAUGUUCUCUUUCUGAAAUCUACACAGAACCCUGACUGAAGAAACUUCACAGUGCUGCAUGGAACCCAAAAUAUUUUAAUUACCAAAUGGUUGUGUUUACGUGUUAGAAUUGGAAGCCUUUCAAACAGUGUUUAGUGUGUGUGUGUGUGUGUGUGUGUGUGUGUGUGUGUGUGUUUUACGUAUGAAGGACUUUUUUAAACUAACCACUGCUUUAUUUUCUUUAUUUUUGUUGUUGUUGUUUUAUUUUUGCACCAGAAUAAUCUGAAUUAUAACUGAGCUGAUGUGAAGUGUGAAUGUUUGUGCUGACAGGUGGGUGUCUGGUCACAUCCCUCUCACCACUCACAUGUGUACACAUAUGUGUGUAUUUUAUGUAUUUGCACGUGUGUAUUUGUGUCACUCCCGAUGACUGUAUAUAUGAGUGAACAACAUCAGAGAUCGAGGAAACUCCACAAUAUUCAGAGUUUACUAGUUUUCAAAAUCACCGCAGAUUUUCCACAGAUUCGGGCCGAGACGCGUCAAAACACGCAUUCAGCCAAAAGCCUCUUCCAUUCACGUGUGUGGAACACGAGUACCGCUAAAACCUCUCAUUUACCAACAAACAAACAUCACUGUAGGAGUGUACACAACUAUUUCCUACAAUUCGAGUAAUUUUCCACAAAAAAGCGCAAAAAACUCCACUGACUCCUGUACGGACUCGAAACUGUCCUCACCUGUCACUCACCUCAUCAACCACGCCCGUUUAUUUAUCACCAGAUAAAAUGUAUUCAUCGUGAGGACAAAUACUGGGGGAAAUAUCAGGGACAACUGAACUUGAUAUGUUGUAAAAACGACAGAACGCUGUUAAUUUGUGGAGGUGUAGCUUCAAAUCAGGGUUUGCCUAGUGUCCCUUUCACGAACAUGAGAAGGGGCGGAGUUUAAACUGUACUGCAGCCAGCCACUAGAGGGCGUCAGACCCUGUUACUACGCCCACUCGUAUAUACAGUGAGCGCUCACACCUGCUUACUGCUCUCACGCGUGUUCUGUAACACCGUACAUCACUGUUUAUACCACACUUUAUUAUUAUUAUUCUUUUUUUUAAUUAUUAUUCUUCUUAUUAUUGCACGAUUAGCAUCAUUUUAUUUUAAUACCAGCUUAAUGUCUCGGUAUUUUCUGAUUUAAACCGAGAACAUGUCGUGUUUUGUUUAAUAAAACAGGAAGAAAGAAUUGAA